Messenger RNA from Ipomoea nil (Japanese morning glory), 1833 nucleotides. RefSeq lists its product as uncharacterized. The transcript is spliced from 3 exons. The record is from RefSeq and is a predicted model, not a curated record. NCBI's taxonomy places the organism in Eukaryota, Viridiplantae, Streptophyta, Magnoliopsida, Solanales, Convolvulaceae. Bases 1 to 1833 code for a protein of 610 amino acids.
AUGGAUGAAGCUGGUAAUGAGAUGGUGGAUGAAAUAAACAUGUACUAUGACUGCAGAUACAUCUCUGCAUGCGAGGCAGCUUGGAGGUUGUUUAGUUUUGAAGUCCAGUACAGAACUCUACCGGUUGAGCGAGUAAGCUUUCACUUGCCUGACUGCCAAUCAGUUGUUUUCCAAGACGAUGAUACGAUUGAUCAUGUCCUCAAUAGAGAGACCGUUGGGCAAAGUAUGUUUAAUGCAUGGUUUGUAGCCAACCAGAAGUUUAAAGAAGCGAGCUUAUUAACUUACAUUGAAAUGCCUACCAAAUUUGUGUGGAAAAAGGACAUCCGUGAAUGGCAUCCAAGAAAGAAGGGUUUCUCAAUUGGUCGAAUAUUCUAUGUACCACCAGCUUCAGGAGAAAUUUAUUAUUUAAGGUGUCUAUUGAACAUAAUCUGUGGUCCAAAAGGUUUCCAAGAUAUUAGGACAGUUAAUGGUGUUGAGUACUUGACCUUUAGAGAUGCAUGUUAUGCUCAUGGAUUGUUAGACGAUGAUAAAGAAUACAUUGAUGCUAUAAAUGAAGCAAGCUACUGGUCAACUGCACAUUCAUUGAGGAAGCUAUUUGUUGUCUUACUAACAUCCUCCUCAAUUAUUAGGCCCGAAAAUGUUUGGAAUCAAGUGUGGCAACAUUUGUGUGAAGAUGCUCAACACUAUCAAAGAAGAAUAUUAAAACAACAAGAUUUGGUCUUAACAGAGGAAGAGAAAAAGAACUUUGCAUUGUUGGAAUUGGAAAACCUUUUGGGGCAACAAAAUAAGUCUUUAAAAGACUACCCUCCGAUGCCAAUACCAAGUACUGAUAAUUCAAGGUUGUUUCAAAAUCGGUUGGUUUUUGAAGAGUUAUGUUACAAUCGUGAACAGUUGAAAGAAGAUGCUGAACUGCUAUGUGCCAAACUAACUGAAGAACAGAGUCUCAUCUAUGAUACGGUUAUACAAGACAUUGCAGACGGAAACCGGCAGGCAUUACAAGAAUUUGUCGAUUGGAUUGCUAAUGUCGGUGAUGGAAAGCUGGGUGGGCGGAAUGAUGGUUUCGCAGAGGUUGAAAUACCAAAACACAUGUUACUGUCAUCCGAAAGGGACGAUAUUAAAACAAUUGUGCACAAUACAUUUCCUAUGUUUGCAAAUGGAAACACCGACCCCGAGCAUCUGCUAGGUCGUGCUAUAUUAGCUCCAACGCUCGAUGUGGUCAACACAGUCAAUGACUAUAUGACUGAGUUGCAUAAUGCCGAAAGUAGGUCAUACUAUAGUUCAGACGCAGUAUGCAAAGCCGAUGGCGACAACGGCAUAUUUGGAGAUGUACACACACCGGAAUUUCUAAACAGCAUUAGGGUUUCAGGUCUACGAAAUCAUACACUGACUUUGAAAAUCGGUUCACUGGUAAUGUUAAUAAGAAAUAUUGACCAUUCUCUUGGUUUGUGCAAUGGAACUCGGUUGAUAAUCACAAAGCUAGCAGACCAUGUUAUUGAAGGCGAGAUUCUGACUGGACCUAACAAAGGUACAAAAGUGUUGAUCCCCCGAAUGUCAAUGUCACCCUCUGAUCCAAGAUUGCCGUUCAAGUUUCAACGAAGGCAAUUUCCAUUAAUGCUUUCAUAUGCAAUGACCAUAAACAAAAGUCAAGGACAAACGUUGACUCAUGUUGGUUUAAUACUAAAGAAACCAGUUUUUGUACACGGUCAGUUGUACGUAGCUGCAUCUCGGGUUAACAAUCCAGACGAUCUCAAAAUAUUGAUAGUCAAAGACCCAAGUUCAACUACUACAUCAACCACUAAUGUUGUAUAUCAUGAAGUUUUCAAUAAUUUGUAA